CUUCCAGUCGGUGAUGUUUCAGAAUAACUGCUCAGACUGCUGCAGUUUUGCUUUAAUUGCUCUUGCCAUUUGGAGCAUUGCUGUCAAUAUUUUAUUGUACUUUCCAAAUGGGAACGCCACAUACGCCUCAACCAACCAGCUCACGAAUUAUGUCUGGUAUUUCGAGGGCAUUUGCUUUGGAGGUGUUAUGAUACUGAUUAUAGCCUCAGUUCUUCUGCUGGUGGAUAAGUAUCACUGCUGCCCAUGCUGUUGCUCGAAGGCACGGAGAUAUGACAUGCGAUAUACUAGACUGGGAUCACUGAUUUUUGCUCUUCUAGGGCUGGCAUUUGCCGGAUAUUCUCUGAUCAUUUCAGCCCUGGCAUUAGCUCAAGGCCCAUACUGCAAGAUUAUAGAUGGAACGUGGAAUUACCCCUUUCAGAACACCGGCGGAGGAUAUCUUGUUGUCUAUACCUCCUGGGCUCAGUGUAUAGAGCCAACCUACGUGGUGGAAUGGAAUGUCAUUUUAUUCUCCCUCCUCAUUAUGCUUAGUGCUCUUGAAGUAAUUAUCUGCUCAAUUAAAGUAUUAUACGACCUGAAAAUCAUCCUGAGUGCAUCCCAUUGCAUCAUACCACAGGACAAUGCACUGUGGGCUCCUGCAAAAUCUGGCUUUGUAUGAGAAGAGAAAAUAUAUACGUCCUGGAUCAGAACAUUCACUGACAUCAUUCCUGGGGACAUGAUCAUGGAACAAACUGCAUCACCUAAAUCAUGACUCUGUUAAAGAUCCUGUUCUUGUUUUAAAAACAAGUUAUCGGGGAAAUCCUGCUGAGUGUGUCAUCAAAGAGUAUGAUAUAAAGUGACUAAUGUACACCCUAUUGUAAAAUAUGAGGAUAUUAUAAGUCACUGAGGAGUUCCAUGACCAUAGAAAAACACGAGGCUGAAGGCCAUGGAACUCCGAGGUUACUUCUAAUAUCCACAUAUUUUCCAACAAGGAUACUUUAUUUAAUAUAAUACACAAAUUGCGGUGAGUCAUGUGACAAAAAUGACAUCACUAAGCUCCGUUUAUAAGUGAUGACAUCACUAGUCACCAUUUAUAAGGAUAUUAUUAUAUAAUUUACAAGAUAUUCAUGGCUUUUGUGUAUUUUAUAUAUAUACAUAUAUAUAUAAAAUAUGGAAGAUAAAAGCACUCACAGCAAAAGUGAUAAUAAUGGCAAAAACAAUGCUUUACUGCAUCAUAACAGACUCACACAUCGACACGUUUCAGUCCAAUAGGAACCGUCAUCUUAAGCUAGAGGUGUUGCAGUUGAUUUAAAUGCUGUUUUCUGAGGUUUAUGCAAAUAAAUUAAGCUACUAAAUGUGACUAAAAUUGUGAUAAUUCUAUAAUAAAGGUAUUUUGGGAUCUG
Messenger RNA from Xenopus laevis (African clawed frog), 1379 nucleotides. RefSeq names its product transmembrane 4 L six family member 18 L homeolog (gene tm4sf18.L). Gene Ontology annotation, cellular component: membrane. Lineage: Eukaryota; Metazoa; Chordata; Amphibia; Anura; Pipidae. The record is from RefSeq and is marked provisional.